UAUACGAGGGAAGAAGGGAACGGAAGAUACAUAAUCAGCAAGAAAAUAAAAGAUAGGGUACGUUGGUCGAGUUGGAGCUGUGAGACUUCCGGCGGGCCUAUAUAUACGAGGGAAGAAGGGAACGGAAGAUACAUAAUCAGCAAGAAAAUAAAAGAUAGGGUACGUUGGUCGAGUUGGAGCUGUGAGACUUCCGGCGGGCCUAUAUAUACGAGGGAAGAAGGGAACGGAAGAUACAUAAUCAGCAAGGAACAGGAACAGGCAUUGGUCUACACUCCAACACACCGAGCCGAUGAUUCCAUCAAAGAAGAAGAACAAUUUGAACGCAACGAGCUGAGCAUUGACAUUCCACCGGAGCCAAAGGAGCCUCGUGGUUGGCCUGAUGAGUUGUGUAUCUACAGGGUUCCAAAAAGACUUCGCGAGGUCAGAAAAAGGGCCUACACCCCUCAGCUGGUAUCUAUCGGCCCUUUUCAUCGCUACAUGAGAAAAGAGUCGAAGGACAUGGAGAACCAAAAACUCAUAUAUUUUUUGGAUUUCUGUAAUCGUACUGGGAAGAACAACAAGGAUCUUGCACUCAUCAUCCAGCGCAACGAAGACAGAAUCCGCCGGUGCUAUUCAGAAGACUUUCGACUCAGCUCUAAAGAGUUUGUACAGAUGAUUAUACUGGAUGCUGUCUUUAUACUUGAGCUCUUCUACAGGAAAUUUAUACUUGAGAAUCCCCAAAAAUUCUCUGAAUCUGAAAAAUUAAAGGCUAAAAAAGAUUAUAUAUUAAGUCGACCGUGCAUAGAACGCAGCAUACAGCAUGACCUGCUUCUACUUGAGAAUCAGGUUCCUUUCUUUCUUCUUGAGGAGUUAUACCAAAAUGGAGAACCCAGUACAAAAAAACCGACUCUUCGUAAGCUCUCUUGUGGGUUUUUUGGUGAUCUCUAUCAUAGUUGGAAGCCAGAGUCCAAGAAGUCAUGUUUCACAGAUUGGGUGGAAUGUUUUUUCUGUCUAACAAAAACAGAAGAGCCCAAGAACGAUAAAGUACUAAAGCAUAUCACAGAUUUGGAUAGCCGUUUUGACCUUGCAUGGAGCCAAAGCUCACUAAACUCCAUUGAAGUAAAGCAUUUCACAGAUUUGGUGAGAUGUUUUUUCCGUCCACUAAACCGAAAACAAGAAGGGCCGAAACCAAACAAAAGUAAAAGAAUUAAACCCCUAUACACCGCAACAAAGAUUGACGAGGCAGGGUUGAAAUUCACUACGCCAGAUUCAGAAAGAGAUUUACUUCAAAUACAAUUUCGGGAGAAAAAUUGUGCAUGCUUAAUAAAAUGCUGCCCGGGGCUCAAUCUCUCAUGGCUCUUGUCUUGCUUACCAUGCCUGAAACGCACUUGCUUGGUGCACAUGCAAUGUUUCUUGGAAAUCCCACCCCUUCGGGUGGAUGACAAAACUGAAUGUCUUUUCCGAAACCUGAUGGCCUUGGAGCAGUGCCAUUAUCCAUAUGAAACUUACAUCUGCGAUUACAUUGUGCUGUUGGAUGAUCUUAUCACAACUAAAGCAGAUGUAAGGUUGCUUGUUGAAAAGAAGAUCAUUGUUAACGAGUUAGGUUCCAGCGCUGCAGUGACGAAACUGGUUAACAACCUCGCCCAGGAGAUUGAAGAAAGUGGAAACCAUGAUUACGGCAAGCUCUGUGAAAAGCUAAAUGAUUAUUGUGAGAGAGAUUGGAAUCGUCUGGUGGGAACCUUGACGAGAGUGUAUUUCACAGACUUUUUCAAAGGCACUGCUACUGUUGUUGGAAUUAUUGUCCUGGUUCUCACUUUGUGGAAUUUCCAGAGGCUCUUUAGAUUGAGUGCUAGCAAGUACUAGAUAUGAAGCAUCUGUGCAUAUAUGGUACGUAUUUCUUGUUGGAGUGCUAGCUCAUUCAUAGGAUUUCUAAAUAUUUUUAACAUCAAUAAGUGGAGAGAGUCUGUCUGUCUGUCUGUAUUGAUGGAGCAAAUUAAGUUCUACGCUAUGUAACUAUUACCAGCAAAUUAAAUAAAGCCAAAUGCUGCUGCAUGGCAUUGAAUGUAUGUAGAAAUUGUCUUAAAGAGUCCAAUUUUUCUUCUA
This is a messenger RNA of Carya illinoinensis, 2082 nucleotides long. RefSeq names its product UPF0481 protein At3g47200-like. Bases 478 to 1842 code for a protein of 454 amino acids. NCBI's taxonomy places the organism in Eukaryota, Viridiplantae, Streptophyta, Magnoliopsida, Fagales, Juglandaceae. The record is from RefSeq and is a predicted model, not a curated record. The transcript is spliced from 4 exons.